GACGCAAACAAAAAAAAAAAUGCUGAAAGACUGAGUGACGAUUAAAUUCUUCUCUCUCUCACAAAUUCUUCUAAGCAAGCAAGUUAGCUUCUUCGAUCUUCCUCGUCUUGUUUUCGUUUCUGAAUAUUAGGAAUCGAAUCGUUGCAUUUGGGUAGGAGCCCUAAUUUCAAGGCCAUGACUCAUGAGCAAUAAUCGCUCAGUUUUCUCAGAACGGAGACUUUCUUGUUCAAAAUUAGAUUCUGAGCUAGGUCUUGUACUGAGCUUAGAGGUUCGCUCAUUCUCUGAUUCUCUUGCGUUGCGUUUGGGUUGAACAAGCUGUUUUUUUUGUGUGGUGUGUGUAUGUGUUUUCCUAUUGAAGAAUGUCUGCUGAUCUUGGUGAUGAUGAACCUUCCUCUGCUUCUGGAGAUGAAGUAAACGUCAUUGAUGGACACAACAAGCGCAUGCCUCCAACACCUUCUGCUUCUGGACCAGCCCGCAAGAGAGGUCGCAAGGCUUGUGGUGAUGCCAUAGUUGAAGCCAUGCUAGAAAUCGCAGCAGCUUCCAAAAUGAGAGCAGCAGCUUUGACUAAGAACGGUGACAGAUUCUCUAUCAGCAAAUGCAUCAAAGCUCUGGACGACUUACAAGAUUCGUCCACUAGUAGCAUCGAUUUUGACAUAGAAUUGGAUGAGAUGGAAUUAGUUGCUGCAGCUGCUGGUUACUUGUACUACCACAGUCGAGUAAAUCAACCUCAGAGUAAUUCGUCUCCUACAAUCUGUACAUACUUGAAAGACUUGCUAGAAGGAACCGCUGAGAAUUGCAGGGAAGUGCUUCGGAUGGAUAAACAUCUGUUUCAUAAACUAUCUGAAACUCUUCGGUCGAAAGGCCUGCUGCGAGAUACUCCCACUGUUUUGAUAGAAGACCAGGUUGCUAUAUUCUUAAGCAUCAUUGGUCAUAAUCAGCGAAUCAGAGUAAUACAAGAGAGGUUUCAGCUUUCUUGUGAAACCAUUAGCCGCCAUUUUAACAAUGUGCUAAAGGCAAUUAAGUCGUUGUCACGCGGGUUUUUCGAGCCACCACCUGUGGAAACGCCUAUAGAGAUAGUCAAGAGCAAAAGGCUUUAUCCAUAUUUCAAGGAUUGUAUCGGAGUUAUAGAUGGCUUGCAAAUUCUUGCUAACCUUCCUGUAAAAGACCAGUCACGGUUUCAGAACAAGAAAGGCAUACUUACUCAGAAUGUGCUUGCAGCUUGCACUUUUGAUUUGCAGUUUGUAUUUGUAUACCCGGGAUGGGAAGGCUCUGUUGAAGAUUCACGCAUCUUAAGAGCUGUUCUAGAUGAUCCAAGCCAGAAUUUCCCACAACCUCCCAAAGGAAAAUACUAUCUUGUCGACAGUGACUACACAAACACAGAAGGAUUCAUCGCUCCGUACCCUGGAACUAGGUACCGUCUCCACGAGUUUCGUGGCGCAAGCCAAAUGCCACAGAACGCGCAUGAUCUUUUCAAUCAUCGGCACAUGUGUCUAAGUAACAUCAUCCAAAGAUCAUUCAGCAUUCUGAAAACUCGGUUUCCUAUCUUGAAAUCCGCGCCUCCUUACACGUUUCAUGUCCAGAGGGAUCUGGUGAUUGUGACUUGUGCUCUGCAUAACUUCAUUAAAAGGGAAAACGGGAUUCAUGACUGGCUCUUUGCUGCCGAUGGUGAAGAUGCUGCUCCAGUGGAGGAACCGCAUGGACAAGAAGAUGAAGAAAUAGAGUUGCUGCACUUGGAUUCUACGCCUAUGGAGCUUGUUGCUGAUUCUCUACGAGACUCCAUUGCAUUUAGUAUGUGGGAUGACUUCAUGAACAAGUGGGAAGAAUGGUAAUCAGUUACCUAAGUGGAAUCAUUGUGUUACUUAGUUAGAUCAAUUUAUUGGAGGGCAUUUUGGUAGUUACAUGAAUGUUCUAAUGAGUUUUUGUUGUGGUCGCUAUAGUUGAGUUGGAACAUAAAUUCUCUAUGGAUGUAAUAAGAUAUGUUCCCCUAA
Eutrema salsugineum is the source of this 1988-nucleotide messenger RNA. RefSeq lists its product as uncharacterized. The transcript has 5 exons. Bases 360 to 1829 code for a protein of 489 amino acids. NCBI's taxonomy places the organism in Eukaryota, Viridiplantae, Streptophyta, Magnoliopsida, Brassicales, Brassicaceae. The record is from RefSeq and is a predicted model, not a curated record.